Messenger RNA from Vicia villosa (hairy vetch), 405 nucleotides. RefSeq lists its product as uncharacterized. The record is from RefSeq and is a predicted model, not a curated record. NCBI's taxonomy places the organism in Eukaryota, Viridiplantae, Streptophyta, Magnoliopsida, Fabales, Fabaceae. The coding region runs from base 1 to 405 and encodes 134 amino acids. The transcript has a single exon.
AUGACCGGUCAUCGUGUAUCUAACUUCAAACACAAUGGUCUGACUUGUUUUAAUGGUGGUGAACAGGAUCAUGUGAGCACCCAUUUCCAGAAAUCGAAGAAGAAUGCUAAUGCUGCCAAGACUAAUGGUAGAGUGUUUGCUUUGAGUGGGACUGAAGAUUCCAAGAAGGACAACUUGAUUCGAGGUAACUGUUUUAUUACCAGUAUCGAAUUGAUUUCUAUUGUUGAUACUGGUGCUACUCAUUCGUUUAUUUUGCUUGAUUGUGCUACUAUAUUGGGAUUGCUAUUGUCUUAUAUGGAUGGUGGUAUGGUAAUAGAUACUCCUGCUAGUGGUUCUGUUACUACUACCUUUGUUUGUAAGGAAUGUCCUUUGACCAUCUUUGAUAAGAGUUUUGUGAUGGACUAG